AUGAAGUUCAUUUACGGCGCCCUGCUCGUCCUGGGCUUAGCGAUUUUUGUUCAGGCCUCUGUGGCCCGCUCCCGGGACAAUGACAAGGACUCGACCGCCGAUGAGACUCCCCAGCAGACCAGGCUGCGUAUCUUACGAGAGCCCGUCCAGAUCGAGGCCCGGAGCCUGCAGCAGCUUAUGGCCCUGAAGGGGUCUGGUUGCCCACCACCUGCCCCCACCGGCACCACUACCGGGCCGACCACCUCAGGCCCGACAACCACAACAAGCACAGUCGUCCCGUCGCCAACUACCAGCACGGGAUCCUCCAGCUCCAGCGCAACCCCCUCCGCCACCACCACCGGCACAUCUACAGCUAGGAAGGAAAGUAAUCGCAAUUUAAAUGAUGACUUGGACGAUGACUUUGAGGAUGAUGGGGAGGAGCAGAUGCAGGAGAAGUACUUCCGUGACGAGAAGGACGAUAGCGAGAACGAUUUGGAGCAGAACGAUGAGGAGGAGGAUGAUGAUCACAACUAUGGUCUGGUAGUGGGAGCGAAGCGUUCCGACUCAUCCAGCGUCCGCCGCGGUAGCACCAACUCCGCCCGCAAUCCCGACAACCUCUCCAACAGCGAACUGAUGCGCGAAUGGGAGCUGCGCCGGCAGAAGGACAUGAAUGAUCGACUGCGGGAGCAGCUGAAGGCAACCCGCCGCCGCUCAAACGCCAACCGUCGCCGCGCUGCCAACAAGCGACGCCGCCAGCGCCGCCGCAGCCAGGCCAAGCGUCGGCGCAACAACCGCCGCAGUGCCAAUGCCCGCCGCCGCUCCAACAGACGCCACCGCAACGCCCGUCGUCGUCUGCGCCGCAACAGCCGCAUCAACCGCCUGCGCCAGCGUCGCCGUCUCAACCGCCGCCGCAACUAA
Messenger RNA from Drosophila ananassae, 897 nucleotides. RefSeq lists its product as uncharacterized. The transcript is spliced from 2 exons. Bases 1 to 897 code for a protein of 298 amino acids. The record is from RefSeq and is a predicted model, not a curated record. NCBI's taxonomy places the organism in Eukaryota, Metazoa, Arthropoda, Insecta, Diptera, Drosophilidae.